ACGUCACUUCCGGUGAGAGUGUCUUCGCUGUGCCUGACUGGAGACUUCAACAUGUCCCGGGUUCUGAUCGUGGGAGCGGGUCUGACAGGUAGUCUGUGUGCGUGUCUGCUGCGGAGGAACAUGGACAACAAAGUCCACAUUGUGGUCUGGGACAAGGCCAGAGGUUCUGGUGGAAGGAUGUGCACGUCUCGUCCUCCUGACUCCCAGUCUCACUCGGCGGACAUAGGAGCGCAGUACAUCACGGCCACACAUGAAUAUGCUCAGUCUCACCACAGCCUGUACACAGAGCUGGUGGGUGCGGGGGUGCUGCGUCCUCUGGACUGUGUGGUAGAAGGACUGCGACACCAAGAGGGGAGUCAGAACUACGUGGCACCACUGGGCAUGAGCAGUGUGGUCAAACACUUCCUGUGUGAGUCAGGAGCUGAUUUGUUCUUGGAGCAUCAUGUGACUGGCCUGUACCGCCGCGGUGCAUCAUGGGAGGUUCACAGGAAGCAUGGCGCCAGUGAGCGCUUUGACUCGGUCAUCCUGACCAUGCCUGUACCUCAAAUACUGCAGCUGCAAGGAGACCUGCCACAACUGCUGUCUGUCCAGCAGAGGGCGCAGUUAGAAGCAGUGAUGUAUUCUUCACGCUUCGCCUUGGCGCUCUUCUUCCCACCUGGCGUGGACAUCAAGGUGCCGUGGGCCGUGCGCUACUACAACAACCAGGGUGACAACAGCGAGUGUAUCUGCUACGCCACCGUGGAGCCUCGUAAACGCGGCACAGAGGGCCACGCCCCCCUGGGUCCAGCCCUGGUGGUCCAUAGCAGCGCUCCCUUUGGCCUGCAGCACCUGGAAAAGGAGAAGGAGGAAGUUGAGCCCAUGGUCUUGAGGGAAGUCUACAGGCUCCUCCCCAAUCUGCCUCAGCCAAUCAGCAUCAAGUGCCACAAGUGGAGGUACUCACAGGUGCUGACCUCAGUGGCGGACUGUCCGGGUCACAUGACCGUCCUGGAGCGCCCCCUGCUGGUGUGCGCGGGCGACGCCUUCAGCCACUCCAACUUUGACGGCUGCGUGGAGUCUGCAGUGAGCGUGCUCGCUGUCUUCAAGGCAGGAAGUUAGCUCGCCACCUGACUGAUACUUUCACUUUCACAUAAAUACUUUAUUCACUUGACACCACACCUGACAUCAUCUUUCACACACCUGACAUCAUCUUUCACACACACCUGACAUCAUCUUUCACACACCUGACAUCAUCUUUCACACACACCUGACAUCAUCUUUCACACACCUGACAUCAUCUUUCACACACACCUGACAUCAUCUUUCACACACCUGACAUCAUCUUUCACACACACCUGACAUCAUCUUUCACACACCUGACAUCAUCUUUCACACACACCUGACAUCAUCUUUCACACACACCUGACAUCAUCUUUCACACACACCUGACAUCAUCUUUCACACACCUGACAUCAUCUUUCACACACCUGACAUCAUCUUUCACACACCUGACAUCAUCUUUCACACACACCUGACAUCAUCUUUCACACACACCUGACAUCAUCUUUCACACACACCUGACAUCAUCUUUCACACACCUGACAUCAUCUUUCACACACACCUGACAUCAUCUUUCACACACACCUGACAUCAUCUUUCACACACACCUGACAUCAUCUUUCACACACCUGACAUCAUCUUUCACACACCUGACAUCAUCUUUCACACACCUGACAUCAUCUUUCACACACCUGACAUCAUCUUUCACACACACCUGACAUCAUCUUUCACACACCUGACAUCAUCUUUCACACACACCUGACAUCAUCUUUCACACACACCUGACAUCAUCUUUCACACACACCUGACAUCAUCUUUCACACACCUGACAUCAUCUUUCACACACCUGACAUCAUCUUUCACACACCUGACAUCAUCUUUCACACACCUGACAUCAUCUUUCACACACACCUGACAUCAUCUUUCACACACACCUGACAUCAUCUUUCACACACCUGACAUCAUCUUUCACACACACCUGACAUCAUCUUUCACACACACCUGACAUCAUCUUUCACACACCUGACAUCAUCUUUCACACACACCUGACAUCAUCUUUCACACACCUGACAUCAUCUUUCACACACACCUGACAUCAUCUUUCACACACCUGACAUCAUCUUUCACACACACCUGACAUCAUCUUUCACACACCUGACAUCACCUUUCACACACACCUGACAUCAUCUUUCACACACCUGACAUCAUCUUUCACACACCUGACAUCAUCUUUCACACACACCUGACAUCAUCUUUCACACACACCUGACAUCAUCUUUCACACACACCUGACAUCAUCUUUCACACACACCUGACAUCAUCUUUCACACACACCUGACAUCAUCUUUCACACACACCUGACAUCAUCUUUCACACACACCUGACAUCAUCUUUCACACACACCUGACAUCAUCUUUCACACACACCUGACAUCAUCUUUCACACCCACACCUGAUAUCAUCUUUCACACACACCUGACAUCAUCUUUCACACACACCUGACAUCAUCUUUCACACACACCUGACAUCAUCUUUCACACACCUGACAUCAUCUUUCACACACACCUGACAUCAUCUUUCACACACCUGACAUCACCUUUCACACACACCUGACAUCAUCUUUCACACACACCUGACAUCAUCUUUCACACACACCUGACAUCAUCUUUCACACACCUGACAUCAUCUUUCACACACCUGACAUCAUCUUUCACACACACCUGACAUCAUCUUUCACACACACCUGACAUCAUCUUUCACACACACCUGACAUCAUCUUUCACACACACCUGACAUCAUCUUUCACACACA
Entelurus aequoreus (snake pipefish) is the source of this 2846-nucleotide messenger RNA. RefSeq names its product renalase-like. Lineage: Eukaryota; Metazoa; Chordata; Actinopteri; Syngnathiformes; Syngnathidae. The record is from RefSeq and is a predicted model, not a curated record. The coding region runs from base 52 to 1095 and encodes 347 amino acids. Gene Ontology annotation, cellular component: extracellular region. The transcript is spliced from 7 exons. Gene Ontology annotation, molecular function: oxidoreductase activity, acting on NAD(P)H.